Molecule: messenger RNA, 1245 nt
Organism: Danaus chrysippus (African queen)
Lineage: Eukaryota; Metazoa; Arthropoda; Insecta; Lepidoptera; Nymphalidae
Source: the annotation of a GenBank genome assembly
AUGGCUAGGAUUCCGGAUGAACCGAAUAUGAGUGACUCUACCUUAUUGUUGACCGUCGAAGAUCUUAUAAACCAAGCCAUGGGACCGCCUGGUGCCAAUGUAGUGGACUUCAAAUUGGUCCAAGUGGUUCUCCAAAUUCUCGCACGUCAACAACGAAUGCUGCAACAAAAAGUAGAAAUCCAGGUUUCAGAAUUAUCUGAAAUAACGCCUCCUAAGAAAUCUAAGGGAAAGGCUUCGGAAGAAUCAACUGAAAGUUCGUCCUCUAGAAGUCCUCGUUCUCUUAGGAAACGUCAGAUGGCGAAGAUAAAGGAAGAAAAGGAACAGAAAAUAGACGAAGAUAAACAAACUGUAACAGAAGAACCAGGAGAAGACGAAGAGGAUGACGGAGAUCAGGAAAAACGUGAUAAGAGAGCUAAAAAGGGACGAGAAAAGACUGAUAAAACGUCUGCUAAAGAAAAAGCUAAAUCUAAGAAAGAUGAAGAAAAAGCUCAAAAAGAUGCGGAAAAACCUAAGUCAGAAAGUGAGUUGGAAAAAGGUCAAAAGGAUGAAGAAGACAAAAGCAAACAACAGAAAGAAUCGGGAAAAGGCCAAAAGGGAACAGCAAAAGGCAAAUCUCAGAAAGAUAUGGGAAAAACUCAAAAGGUAAGAACAGGAACAGAUUCCCAUGGUCGGACGAACAUCGACGUCGUAACUCAGUCACAAUUCGCAAUUCUGGAAGCGGCGAUAAAAGACCUUAUGGAGGCUGCUGCUCCUCAACCUCUCGCGAUGCCAAAAAAUGAGAAGCUGAGGAAAGAUCUCGCUAAAGGCACAGCGACCUUACCUGAUGCCAUGGAGGCUAUGCAGGUUGUAGCUCGUAUGAAGGCAGCAGAAGCCGCUAUCCAGCGGAUGUCAGGCCUGAUUACACACCUGGCAGCUGGCAGUGACCUCCCCGAUGCUGGCGACGUCUCUGAUGUGACAGAUGAGAAGGAAGAAAAACUACCUGAAGAGCAGACGACCAAAUCACGGGUUUCUGUCGCUCCAAGGAAGUCUGUAAUGAUCGAUCCGAACGUUUCUCAAGUGUCACAUAUAAGUACAAAGCCGUCAGUAGCCUCGUAUGUAGACACCGGCCCUUCAUCCGCCUCGUCAGUGGCGGCUCCCAGACCCUCACAAGUGUCACAAGUGUCGGUCAAACCGUCCGCGUCUGUGAUGUCCAAAGCUUCUUCCAUGAUGAUGGGUCCGAGUGUCACCCAAGAAGAUAUGGAGUAA